This is a messenger RNA of Orbilia oligospora ATCC 24927, 672 nucleotides long. RefSeq lists its product as uncharacterized. The record is from RefSeq and is a predicted model, not a curated record. The coding region runs from base 1 to 672 and encodes 223 amino acids. The transcript is spliced from 3 exons. Lineage: Eukaryota; Fungi; Ascomycota; Orbiliomycetes; Orbiliales; Orbiliaceae.
AUGUAUUUCUCUACAUCCGUCGUGGUCGCCCUGGCCUCCCUCCUCAGCGCUGUCUCUGCCCAGACGUACUUCCCUGUCGACCCUGAGGAAAUCGACCUUGGUACCAAGCAGACAUGGUGUCUCAACCAGAUCUCUUCCUGCGGUCUUCUCUGCCUUGAUCAAAAGUCUGGCAGCGGCUUCGUCAAUGAUUGCGAUAUCGAAACUCUCCAAUACCAGUGUAUCUGCGCCGACAACACUACCCCUAACACCACAGAGUACUCCCAGACUAUCCCAUACUUCCUUUGCACCUACCAGGUCCAGAACUGCAUCCAGAACUGUGGACAAUUCGACCCCACCUGUGCUGAAAAUUGCCGAACUGGACGUAUCUGCGGUGCUUCCAACCCUACCCGUGCAACUAGCACCGUCACCGGAUCCGACAAGACCACCAGCGCCCCAGAACCAUCCAACACCAGCAGCGAUGAUGAUGGUGACGAUGCCGCUUACGAUGCCAAAACAACUGACAAGAGUGGAUCCAAGACUACUGGCCCUGCUGAUGAUGAUGAUGCCCCAGCUGAGACUGGUGGUAGCAAAAAGGAGGACAAACCCAGCUCAGCUAUCAAAAUUGGAAGUAGCUAUACCUUCAGCAUCAUGCUCCUAUCCAUCCUUUGCGGUGCUUUCGUCUCCCAGUUAUAA